Sinocyclocheilus grahami is the source of this 6391-nucleotide messenger RNA. Its product is annotated as protein KIAA0100. Bases 24 to 5822 code for a protein of 1932 amino acids. The record is from RefSeq and is a predicted model, not a curated record. NCBI's taxonomy places the organism in Eukaryota, Metazoa, Chordata, Actinopteri, Cypriniformes, Cyprinidae. The transcript is spliced from 33 exons.
AAAACACUAAUAUCACACUUUCCAUGCACAGUCAGAAGAGACAUUUGAACUGGACUUUAAAGUCUCUGAAGGUGGGUUAUGAUCGUGACGAUGAGCAGCUUCCACUGAAGAGUUUCACCCCUCAACUCAGUUUCCCACAGAGCCGUCUGGAGCUUCUGCUGGAAGAUGGUCUUUUACUGUCACAAAGCCGACAGAGAAUUAUAUGUCUGAACACUCUCAGAACAAUACUGCAGGUGACAUCUGUUGACAUCUCUAGCACGGUCACCAUCAACACCUGUAUCAUCCACUACCGUCAUCAGGAGUUCUCCCUUUGGCUGGACAUGUUUUCAUGGGACCAGCUCUCGCACAAUGAAACGACUCGUAAAAAAAGGCGUUUCCCUCAGCUGGAUGCUCCCGUGAUGAUAAGCUCCUCCGUGUCUAAUGUCAAUGUGUCAGUGCAGUUGGGAGAUACACCACCCUUUGCCCUGGGCUUCAUCUCAGCCAACAGUGAACUGCAGCACUUGUUAUGCUCAGAAGAGGAUGACAUGAAGAGUCUGGCUGUGACUGAGAAAGCAUCUCUGUCCCUGGAUAAUUUCUGGUGGCGCGUGGGCCAGGGUUCCCAUAUCCAGCAGGCUCCUCACCCACCUGGAAAACAUGUUUGGGGGGAAGCCCUUAUCUUAGACUCCCUCACACUGCAGGGAAGCUAUAGUAAGUUGAGGACAGUGAACUCCAACCCUUCUGGGAGUGCCUGUAUGGAGUCCAGUCUGAAAGGCCUGCAGCUGGAAGUGUCCGAGACCUGCACUUUGUGUCUGUCACGUCUGUUCUCUGUUCUCAAACUGGACAAAGCAGAGAAUAUCCCCUUACAUUCCCUUCCAGAAAAGCCUCCAUCCCAUCUACCACCUCUCUUUAACUUUAAACUUAAUCUUGUGGAUGUAAACACAUUCACACUCUCCAAUGUGGCAGGGGCUGUUGCAUUGAGGGUGGACACAGUGGUAGCUGAAGGAUCGGGGGAGAACUCGAAUGUUUCUGUCCAGGGUGUUUCCCUUGCUGUGGUGAAGGCCCUCACUGAGAGUAUGGAGCCCUGCUGCCCAGCCGCUCAAACUCCAAACCCCAUCCUGACCCUAACCUCGUUCACUGUCUCUUACCACAUCAGUGCCCGCAGUCUGGAGGUGCAGAGUGAAAACGCUUUGACAGUGCAGUGGACACCAUCGGAUCACAUGUUUUUGUAUCAGCACGUCACAGAGAGCCAAAGCUAUUGGAAGGCGCUAUCUGAAUCUCUAAGGCUACGACAGAAGGAUGGGACAGAGUCUGCAGACUCUUCCUCUGGCAUGUUAGUUUGUGUAGAGUUGGCAAGCACACGACUCACUGCCCAUGUUGCCGAGACAAACUUCAUCAUCUUCAGUGCAGAAGCACUGUCGCUCUCCAAACGGCCCGGAGCCGUGCUGAUGAAGACUCCUCAUUUGGUGUUCAGUUUUGAUGGCAAUGACAUCAUCUCCUUUUCUGGGGCCGAGGUGCAGAUGCUGGAUGAGCUUGAAAUAAUGCAACCGCUCAGAUCUCAAUUCCCUUUCCUCCAAACAUUUCGUAAUCGCACUUGGCUCUUCACUGCACCCAGCCUUGCCAUUGAGUUCCCUUACCAGUACAACUUCUCUGACACUUUCGACAAGGCCAUCAGUGUGCAGAAGUGGCUGAAGACCCUACACAGCCGUGCCGUCCCAUCGACAGAACCUUGUCGCUUGCCCCCGGACCUCCUGAUCCGCAUAAACCAGUUCUCCUUCGUGUUCCUGGACGACGUCUUUGAGAUCAAACUACGCGACAAUUACGAGCUAAUGAAGGACGAAAACAAGGAAAGCGCCAAGCGCCUGCAGCUGCUAGAUAAGAAAGUGGCCGACCUACGCAAGCAGCACGGCGAGCUCCUGCCGGCCCGUAAGAUCGAGGAGCUCUACACCUCCCUUGAGCGCAAGCACAUUGAGAUCUACAUUCAGCGGUCCAAGCGACUGUAUUCCAACACACCCAUGCGCAAGUCGCUGCUCACCUGGACUGUGUCAGAGUUGGAGCUUGUGGCGCUUGCGGAUCAGUCGUUGCACGGGCCUGAGCGGAUCCGAGAGCAGCUGCGGGACAUCGAUGGCAUCAGCCCCUUCCCUAGAGAUGGCCUGCAGCUGGUGAUCCAGUGGUGCCGUGCUUUUAAAUUCAAGCUUAAUGCAUUUCUGGUGCGAAUCCGGGACUAUCCUCGGUACCUGUUUGAGAUCAGAGAUUGGUCGCUGUCGGGACGUCUGAUGGGCACCGAGCAGGACGGGCAGCUGAGAGCAAAGCGCAAACAGGUGGUCCAGCUCGGCCAGCCAUGGGGGGAUGUGACGGUUUACAGGAAUAUGCCACCACUGAAGUUCUACUACGACGUCCAUUCGAACAUUUCCCUCUACACCAUUGUGUGGGGGCCAUGCUGGGAUCCUGCUUGGACGCUGAUUGGCCAGGCUGUUGAUUUACUGACUAAACCCACAGCUGACCCGUCCCCCCUUCUGGCCUGGUGGGAUAAAAGCAGACUACUUCUGCAUGGCCGCUGGGUAAUGGACAUUGAUCAGGCCAACCUGCAUCAGCUCGCUACUGAGGACCCUUACAACACCACAGAGAACCUUCACUGGGAGUGGAGCAAGCUGAACUUUGACUGGAAUCCUGGGCAGUUUGUCUUCAAGGGUGACUUGGACGUCAACGUUAGAACAGCCUCCAAGUAUGAUGAUAUCUGCUUCCUGCGCCUCCCGAGCCUAUGUAUGACCCUUGACCUCCAGUGGUUAUGCCAUGGUAAUCCACAUGACCACCAUGCCGUAAUGCUCUGUGCUGCGGAGAACGUUGCGGAUGUCACCUCAGGCCAGCCGCACGACUCCUAUAGGGCCUUUCGCUCUGAAAACCUCAACCUCUCCAUCACCAUGGACCUCGACCAGCACUGUGGCAAAGAGCUCAGUCAGCCCAGAAUCCUUCUCUACAGCAGCACCCUGCGCUGGAUGCAGAACUUCUGGGCCACCUGGACCAGCGUGUCCCGGCCCAUCUGCAGAGGCAAGCUCUUCCACAGCCUCAGACCCAACCGCAGGAAGCUUGGCCAGCACUACAAACAGAUGUCCUAUACGGCAUCUUUCCCACAGCUACAGGUCCAUUACUGGGCAUCGUUUGCUCAGCAGAGAGGCAUUCAGGUGGAGUGCAGUAAAGGUCAUGUCUUCACCAGAGGAGCACAGAGGCUCAUCCCACAGGCUGGCACUGUGAUGAGACGACUUAUCUCCGAGUGGAACGUUACUCAGAUGGUGAGCGAGCUCUCUCUGGUCACCGUGCACCUCAUGGCCUCCACAUGGGACGAGACUGCCGACCACCAGAUCAAUGCCCAGGUGAAGAAGACCCACCUGCUCAGCCUGUCCUCACUCAGCUACCAGAGACAGAGUAACCGCAUAGAGGAGGAAGUAAACUCAAAAGACGAGAGCAAUGCUUCCUACACACACAAGUUGUGUUUGGUGGACCUGAGGGCCUCUUGGACCACCACCAACCGGAAUAUUGCCUUUGGUUUGUAUGACGGCUAUAAAAAAGCAGCUGUGCUGAAGAGAAACCUCUCCACCGAGGCUCUGAAGGGUCUGCGGAUCGACACCCAAUUGCAGAUGAAAAAGCUGAAACGCUCCAUGUCCAGCUACUCCUCAAACACGGCUCCCGCUACACCAGUAAUCACCACAACUGCUCGCCCAGAGAAGAGUCAGAAUGAAGGAACAUCCAUGUUACAGAAGCUUAUUGAGGAGACAGAUAAGUUUGUGGUCUUCUCCGAAGAGGACGCAGGAGUGAGCGACCAGCUCUGUGGAAUUGCUGCGUGCCAGACCGAUGAUGUUUACAACCGCAACUGGUUCAUAGAGCUCGUCAAUGGUCAGAUGAUGCUUCGAGGCACUGAGACUGCCGGCUGCGUGCUGGUAUCUGCCGCCAAGGCACAACUACUGCAAUGUGAGCACCAUCCUGCUUGGUACAACGACACACUCAAGCAGAAGACCACUUGGACGUGUCUGCUGGAUGGUAUGCAGUACUUCGCCACCAUGGAGCAAAACCUCUCUGAACAGGAGGACUGGCAGCUGUGGCUGGAGGUCAAGAACAUCGAAGAACACAGGCAGAGGAACUUUAACUUAGUGCAGGAGCUGAUGGAGAGUGGCCAGGCUGUUGGAGGCAUGGUCAGCACCACCACAGAUUGGAACCAGCCGUCCCAAGUGCAGGAGACCCAGCAGGUCCAGCGCAUCAUCUCUCGCUGUAGCUGUCGCAUGUACUACAUCGGGUACAGCCACGACAUCGACCCUGAACUGGCCACCUCCAUCAAACCGCCAGAGAUCAGUGACCGCCAUGAGAAGGAGGACCUUUUAAAGAAACAGGCUGGUGCAGUCGACACUUUCACCCUCAUCCACAAUGACCUGGAAAUUUCCACCAAUCCUGUGCAGUACUCCAUGAUCCUGGACAUAGUCAAUAAUCUGCUGCUCCACGUGGAGCCCCGGCGCAAGGAGCACAGCGAGAGGAAGCAGCGUGUGCGUUUCCAGCUAGAGAUCUCCAGCAACCCUGAGGAGCAGCGUAGCAGUAUCUUGCACCUUCAGGAAGCGGUACGCCAGCAUUUGGCUCAGAUCCGUUGCCUGGAGAAACAGAUCUACUCCAACAUGAGGUCCCAGUCAGAAGAGUUCAGAGGAGACGAGCUGUCCGACAUCAACCUGCGCCUGCAGAAUCAGCUCAACCAGGAGAAGACAGACAUGCAGAUGAAGAGUGAGGAGCUCAAUAUCCUCAUCCGGUGUUUUAAGGACUUCCAGCUGCAAAGGGCAAACAAACUGGAGCUGCGGAAACCCCCAGAAGACGUUAGCGUUGCGCGUCGUACCGAGAUCUACUUCGCUCAGGCCCGCUGGUGUCUCACAGAAGAAGAUGGGCAGCUGGGUAUAGCUGAACUUGAACUGCAGAGGUUCAUGUACAGCAAGUUGAAUAAGUCUGAUGACACAGCAGAGCAUCUCCUGGAAUUGGGCUGGUUCACCAUGAAUAACCUGCUUCCCAAUGCUGUGUACAAGGUGGUUUUGCGCCCUCAGAGCCCCUGCCAAUCAGGACGCCAGCUUGCCCUCCGUAUCUUCAGUAAGGUCCGCCCACCGGUGGGAGGGAUUUCCGUCAAAGAGCACUUUGAGGUAAAUGUGGUACCACUCACCAUUCAGCUCAUGUACCAGUUCUUCAAGAGGAUGAUGGGAUUUUUCUUCCCUGGACGAAAUGUGGAAGAAGAGGAAGUUGGGGAUGAGGAAGACAAGUUCAGACUGGUUACUACAGGUGUUGUGAAACCCAGGCAGCUGUCUGAAGACUCCAUAGGAGGGCUUGGACCCGGGAAGGGGGUCACGCAAGGGUUAAAUCGAACAGCUGGAGUCAGGAGGUCAUUUCGCAAACCACCUGAGCAUCCCGUUGAUGACAUUGAUAAGAUGAAAGAAAGAGCAGCAAUGAAUAAUUCUUUCAUCUACAUCAAGAUUCCUCAGGUUCCCCUUUGUGUCAGUUACAAGGGGGAGAAGAGCAGUGUAGACUGGAAGGAUCUGAACCUGGUUCUGCCCGGUUUGGAGUAUCAUAACAACACCUGGACCUGGCUGGACUUUGCUAUGGCUGUGAAGAGAGACAGUCGUAAGGCACUGGUCGCACAGAUGAUAAAGGAGAAGCUGCGGUUGAAACCCGCCUCGGGCUCAGAGUCUCGAGGUAAAGUGACGGAUGGGAAAACAGACAGCAGCCUCCAGCAGCAGGUGGAGGACGAGAAAGCAAGGCUUCUGAUCGGCUUCAGCACCGCCGACAAGAGCUCCAGCAAAAAGAGCAUCUUCAGUCGCCGCAAGUGAAGCUCCUUCACAGAGAUGCUGGUCUUGAAGAAGCGUUGCUGAACCUUACCGAGAUCCAGUCUGCAGGAGAAGGGAUGGAAGAUAACUAAACCAAGUCCGAGGUCUCUCUCCUCUUCACCAGUGGUGCCUUUAAAUGUCCGCGCUGGGUGUGGACGCGCAAGCCAUGACUGCAGGUGCUGGUCCUGCUAUGGAAGAAGGGAUUGUCAUUCUACUGUCUAAAAUGAGUGCUGUACACCUAACAUAAGUUUUAAUGUGCUGCUUUUGUGCCAUACAUCAUUUCAACAUAUUUCAAUUAACUACAUACAGCAUUAAACCAUCUUUAUCAAGUCAAGCUCAAGCUCAAGACAGUGUCCUACAAUUCAACGGUUCAUCUCUGUUUUGUGUUUGGAGCAUUGUGACGUCUCUCCUGCUGGAUCAGGAGAUUCUUGUAGGCCAGAAUCUUGAAGGAGCCACAUGGAAAAGCAAGAAGAAUCUGAAAUUCACAUAUACUGGAAGCCCAUAUUAUCCCACAAUUAGUGAAAGUCACUGAAAAGAAUCAAGAAUUUGGCCUCAUUUGAGCUCAGUGUUAA